AUGGAGGAAAAUAUAACACGUGUCUCAAAUGGAUCUGGAAGCCUUUGUAAUCCCUUGACGACUGGCGCGAUUUUAUUUAGCACGCAAGUAUCUUUUUCUCUGAUGGCAAACUUUCUUGUUGUUUUCUUGUUCGCCUGUCGCAGACAUCUGCUUUGCAAUCCUCAUAACCGUUGUAUUUUAAGUUUAUCGAUCACUGACAUUCUCACAUCCAUUUCUGUUUUCACAAGUCCGAAUUUCGUAUUAGGCGAAAACGUUUACCACCCAAAAGGACAUAAUUACUUAACACGAGAACUUUACUGCCGUAUCUUAUGGAGCAAUUUUUUACCGUUUGCUCUUGGAGUCACAUCGCUUUAUACAUCCGUGGUGCUUUCAUUCGAACGUUGGUUGGCUGUGAGACGAAGUAUUUUCUACAAGAGAAGAUUUAAAAUUCGUCAUAUGAAUGUGUUAAUCAUGGCCUCUUGGAUUACAGGUUUUGCAGCAGAGGUUCUUGUAACUAUUUUUGUUGAAGGUGUUUAUGAUAAACCCACAGAAAUCUGUCGACCUAUUUUAGUACAGAAUAAGAUAUCGACUAUAUGCCUUUCGACUGGACUCUUUCUUUUUGUAAUAGUUAUUCCAUUGGCGCUUAUUAUACUGGCGUACAUUGAUGUAUUUCUCGGUAUCAAGACAUCACUUCGAUUCGCAGCGUCUGCUAGAGCUGAAAAUAUGAACAAUAUUAAAAGACUGAAGAAAGUCACUAAAGUUGCGGCCAUAACAACAUUUGUGCUGGCAGUUUGCUGGCUGCCAAGUUCUGUUUUAUUCUACUAUUCGCUAUUG
Molecule: messenger RNA, 813 nt
Organism: Paramuricea clavata
Lineage: Eukaryota; Metazoa; Cnidaria; Anthozoa; Malacalcyonacea; Plexauridae
Source: the annotation of a GenBank genome assembly